Molecule: messenger RNA, 2762 nt
Organism: Ornithodoros turicata
Lineage: Eukaryota; Metazoa; Arthropoda; Arachnida; Ixodida; Argasidae
Exons: 16
Coding region: 235-2535 (766 amino acids)
Source: RefSeq, a predicted model, not a curated record
CAACGCAUCAAGCGGCGGGAUGCUAUUGCUGCUAGCCUUGGCGACAUUCAGCAUUUGGCUGUCAUCCGCUACACUUUUGCAAGUGUGUUGCGCUGCCUGAGCUGUCCCCGAGACGCCCGCCUUGUUCUAAGGCCUGGUUCCACGUGCGUGCCGACGCCGCAGCCAAAGUUACGGCCUCCCUGUUUGGCCUCCAAUACUUCUCUACCGGGCUGCUUGGCUACAGAAGGAUUUUACAUGAUCCAGGUGGCAUUGCAGGGUGUGCGCUGCCAGUACCAGCUCAAGGUGUCAGUGCAGCGCUGCACAGCUCUCAAGCGACCGGCCCACGGGGGUGUCCGUUGCAGUCGGGAUCGCCAGUGGGGCAGCCGCUGCCACUUCUAUUGUUAUCCAGGGUACCACAUGGAGCGCAUCAGCACCACUUGCAUCCGCAUGGGGAACAACAUGCAAUGGACGAGCCACGCGACGCCUUUUUGUCAAGAAAUUCCAUUAGUGGAGGCUGUUCUUCCAACUACUCCAUCUAGCGUUCCAUCAACAAGCACGUCGACGACGACAACAACCUCGAUGACAACGACCUCGACGACAACACCCCAGGUAACUACAUUUCAGCGAAUGCGUCAAAUGGCUUGCCGUUGGCCCCGGGAUCGAAGGUGGCUUCGCUGCAAUAGGAAAAGCAUCGUAGCUCCUGAAGGAAGCGUCUGCAGUUACAGAUGCCCUCGAGGAAGGACCACUAAGCUGGUGUGCAUCGCCGGCACUUGGCGUAUAGGGCCACGGAAGGGGUGCCCACCUUGUACAGCGGCUACUUCAAAGCAGUGUACCUGUCCCAAAUGGAGAGUAACUUCCUGUGCAAAUGUCUGCAAAGGCCUGCCUCAGGUAGCACACGGACGACUCAAGUGCGUGUCCGGAGAGCGGAGCCCCGGCGCCCGAUGUAGCUACGCUUGCUAUCGAGGCUAUGUGAUCCCCAAGAGCCAGAGAUCACGCAACGCAUUCCUCUGCCUGGAAACGGGACAAUGGAACCACACAAGUCUGCCACAAUGUGCAUCGAAAAAAGGCUUUCCCAAGUUAACAAGUGGGUGCCGAACGGAGGUCAUCUUGGCGUCCACCAUGCCCGUGCUGCUCCCGGCCCCAUUAUAUGAGGGUUUCAACAUCCGUCCCUCUGUCGAAUGUACCAUCGCUCGAGUGGAAUCUUUCGGUUUCUACGUGAACCAAUGCCGUGCCACGGAUCUCGAGCUAGGAACCAGUGCCACAUGCACCUACAACGUAACGGUGGUCGCUCCAGGAUGCCCGGCAAUUAAAGGAGAUCCUUUCAGUCAAGUACGCUGCUCCAAUGGCGGAAAGGACCUCCAGCCCGUGGGCACCAUUUGCGAAUACAUCUGCCAGCUGGGAUACGUGAUUCCAAAGAGCAAGCAGGAAUGGGCAGUGAAGGAGUGCUUCGCCAAUGGCAGCUGGAGCAACAACUAUUUCAGCUUAUGUGAAAGACGCGUGGAACCUGUACCCGUUGGCGGCUGUGAGGACGUGACAGUGUACACGGAUGAACCGUCGUCUGUGAAGCCGAGGGCUCCCACUUUCCAGACGGCUGCAGGUAUGUCCGCCACAGUCCAGUGCAGCGCCAAUAUUCGCCAAUUUGGUUCACAUCCUGUCACAUGCCGAGGUCUGGACGAAGAGCUAGGUACCUCUGCCAGCUGCACGUUUCAGGUAGUAGUAAAAGGCGCCACUGAGCCCCGAGUUCCAGGUGGAUGCGUCCCUCAGGAUUCAGAAGCCGGGGAACCAGUUCCAGUGCCGCGUUUCCUCACUGUUCAGGGUGAAGGUGCCACCGUGAGGUGCAAACCAGAGCAGGCACCACUACUGGCGGGCAUCUACAACGUCACCUGCAAAGCGCACGACGAGCGCACUGGGGCGCAUGCGUCCUGCACGUACGCUCUCAGCGUGCGCCCAGGCAAGGAUGUAUUAGAGAAGCAGGCGCUGGUGGCAGCUCCGUACCUCCAAGGCACUAUCGCAUUUUCCGUGGGCGUCCCCAGCUGCUCCAUGGGUAGUAUCCCUGAAGGGUUACUACCCAUGGUGCAGAAUGUCAUCAAUCGCAAGACAAGUGACUUGUGCGGUCGGCUUCGCUGUCUACCCAUCGAUGCCCAGUGUAAGACGUCUGCAAUGAGCAUACUUUUCCGUUUCCAGGCAGAAUACAGUACACUAGAAAAUCUAUCCGAAGCAGAAGACCUUGUGGAGCAGCUGCAGCGGCGCAUGUACGAGAUCGUCACCAAGGACGAGGAUUUCGCAACUCAAGCGUCCAUAGAAGGAGGACAUCUCUGGCCCCAUUCUUUUGACCAAAGACCCUUAACUGUGGCCUGCACCAAUCCGGGAUUUAUUGCCAGGGACGGAACUUUAUGUGUGGCUUGCGAUGAAGGCACUUUCGAGGAAAAAGGCGGGUGCUAUCUUUGUCCCAGCAACUUCUACCAGGACCGCAAGGGCCAAACAAAGUGCAAAGAGUGCCCAAAGCUGAAAUUCUCUAAUGCAGGUGCAAAGUCCGUCAACGAGUGCAGGGAGUGAUGGCACAACUGCUUGUCUUUGUGCAAGAGACUGAAGUAAAAUAGUUCUUGAGGUGCAACCAGCGUCAGUGUAAAAAAGAUUGGGCAGACGGGUGUAAAAAGGAAAUAUGCUCACCAGGUACAUUAAAGGGACGUUCCCAUCCGGAGACCACUAUGUUCGGCACAAUCCACCUGGCUAUUUUUCUUUGUUGUCCAAAGACGGUGAAAUAAACAAAUUUUAAACGUCAA